This is a messenger RNA of Paramecium sonneborni, 299 nucleotides long. NCBI's taxonomy places the organism in Eukaryota, Ciliophora, Oligohymenophorea, Peniculida, Parameciidae. The record is from the annotation of a GenBank genome assembly.
AUGGGUUGUUUAUAGUCUAGAAAUCAGUAACUUAUUGAAGAGCAAAAAGAGCAAGCAGCUAUGAAUGAAGAAGAUAAGAGUAUAGUUUAAUAAUUUAUAUGAUAGAUAACAAAUUAGAUUUAGUGAGUUGCUCAUUUACAGAGAGCAAAAAUAGUUAAAAUAAAACUUCAAAUAGAGUUUCAAUAGAAGAAUGUAGAAAUUCUUUUAAUCAAAGUAUUGAUAUGAUGCAAGAUAUCAAUAAAAAAUUGGAAGCAUUUUCUGGAAAUGAUUCAGACCUAUCAGAUAGUGAAUUGCAAUGA